This is a messenger RNA of Manis javanica (Malayan pangolin), 2776 nucleotides long. It is a transcript of the gene NRROS, whose product is annotated as negative regulator of reactive oxygen species. Gene Ontology annotation, molecular function: protein binding. Lineage: Eukaryota; Metazoa; Chordata; Mammalia; Pholidota; Manidae. The record is from RefSeq and is a predicted model, not a curated record.
AAACCUUGGCGAAGAAUUUCUGGGUCAGCUUUGUUCACAGGCAAGGCUCGCACCCCGCAAAGUCUCUAGGGCAAGAAAGCCUGGAGAGCCUCGGUUAAUCGUGCUGGGAGACCAUACAAACAUCCGAUGCCCCUAGCCGCCCACCCGCGGCGGCAGUUCCCUCUAAGACGCCUGCUCUCCGUGACGGCUGAGUCGCUGAGCAGCGCACUCUCCAUGUGACUUCAGUUUCCGUCCGUUCCUUCCGCAAGUGCUAAAAUAAUCUCCUGCCCCAAGGAGAGGAGGCAGCCCAGCCCCGCGUUCGGCUGCUCUCGAGGAGGCCGGAGCCCCGGGAGAGGAUGCGCCGCGCGGAGCCGCCUGGGCCUGCGGGAGCCUGUCGUACUUGAGAUGGAGUUACUGCCCCUCUGGCUCUGCCUGGGUUUUCACCUAAUGACAGCGGAAUGGAGGAACCGAAGUGGGAUGGCUACAGCAGCUUCUCAAGGGGGCUGCAAGUUGGGCUCCCUGUGUGUCAAGCACUGUGCAGCCACUCGUCUGAUCUCACUGCAAUCCUCUCAAGUGGAUGGAGUGGCUGACUGCCGAGGGCAGAACCUUGCUUCAGUGCCCAACGAUCUCCCACCCUCCUCCCAGAUGCUCAUCUUGGAUGCCAACCCUCUCAAGAUCCUGUGGAAUCAUUCCCUCCAGCAUUACCCUCAUCUGGAGAGCCUCAGCCUGCACAACUGCCACCUGGGGUGCAUCAGCCGUGGAGCCUUCCAGGAGCAGGUGCAUCUGCACAGCCUGGAGCUGCCUGACAACGCUCUGGCAGAGAGCUACAAGGAGACAGCGGCUGCCUUCCAUGGCCUGCAGGGGCUGCGGCAGCUGGACCUGUCAGGGAACUCCCUGACGGAAGACAUGGCAGCCCUCAUGCUCCAGAACCUCUCUUCAUUGCAGUCAGUGUCCCUGGCAAGGAACACCAUAAUGAGGCUUGAUGACUCCAUCUUUGAGGGCCUGCGGCGCCUCAGAGAGCUGGAUUUGCAGAGGAACUACAUCUUUGAGAUUGAAAGCGGAGCAUUCCAUGGCUUGACUGAGCUGAGACACCUAAACCUGGCCUAUAACAACCUCCCUUGCAUUGUGGACUUCGGCCUCACGCAGCUGCGGUCCCUCAACAUCAGCUACAAUGUCCUGGAAUGGUUCCUGGCAUCUGGGGUGGAUGCUGCCUUUGAGCUGGAGAUGCUGGACCUCUCUCACAACCAGCUGCUGUUUUUCCCACUCCUGCCCCAGUGCAGCAAGUUGCACACCCUCCUGUUGAGGGACAACAACAUGGGCUUCUACAGGGACCUGUACAACACCUCAUCGCCACAAGAGAUGGUGGCCCAGUUCCUCUUUGUGGACGGCAAUGUGACCAACAUCACCACCGUCAACCUCUGGGAAGAGUUUGCUUCCAGUGACCUCGCAGAUCUACACUUCCUGGAUAUGAGCCAGAACCAGUUCCAAUACCUGCCAGACGGCUUCCUGAAGAAAAUGGCUUCCCUCUCCCACCUGAACCUUAACCAGAAUUGCCUGGUGACACUCCACAUCAAGGAGCACGAGCCCCCGGGAGCGCUCACUGAGCUGGACCUGAGCCAGAAUGAGCUGUCAGAGCUGCGCUUGGCUCCAGGGCUCCCUGGCUGCCUGAGGAGCCUCCGGUCAUUCAACUUGAGCUCCAACCAGCUCCUGGGUGUCCCCACUGGCCUUUUCGCUGAUGCCAGUAAUAUCACUACAAUUGACAUGAGCCACAAUCAGAUCUCACUUUGUCCCCAACCAGCUGGCUUCAAUCUUGUGGGCCCCUCCAACUGUGUGGAUUUCAGGAAUGUGGCGUCUUUGAAGAGCCUCUCUCUGGAGGGCUGUGGGCUGGGGGCGUUACAAGACUGCUCAUUCCAGGGGACCGCCAUCACCCACUUAGACCUGUCUGGUAACUGGGGGGUUCUGAAUGGGGGCAUUGCUGCACUCCGGGAUAUUGCCCCCACAUUACAGGUCCUGUCCCUCAGGAAUGUUGGCCUCAGUUCCAGCUUCAUGGAAUUAGACUUCUCUGGGUUUGGGAAUCUGAGAGACUUGGAUCUGUCGGGAAAUUCCUUGACCAGUUUCCCAAGGUUCAGGGACUGCCUGGCCCUGCAGACCCUGGAUCUCCGCAGGAACUUGUUAACAGCCCUUCCCCAAAAGGCUGUGUCUGGGCAGCUCAUGAGAAGUCUGCGGACCAUCUACCUCAGUCAGAACCCAUAUGACUGCUGCAGGGUGGAGGGCUGGGGGGCCCUGCAGCGCCUACACACCAUCACAGACUUGGCCAAGGUCACUUGCAAUCUCUCCUCCAAGGUCGUUCGCCUGAUGGACCUACCCAGAGGCGUGCCUCAGGACUGUAAGUGGGAGCAGGCGGACAUGGGACUGCUGUACCUCGUGCUCAUUCUUCCCAGCUGCCUCACCCUGCUGGUGGCCUGCACUGUCAUCUUCCUCACUUUUAGGAAGCCUCUGCUGCAGGUAAUCAAGAGCCGCUGCCAUUGGUCCUCCAUAUACUGACCUGGCUACGUGCCAAGGUUAAAAUUCGGUCUGUGUGUGGAAAAACACUUUCUCUGUCGGAUUUCAGGAUGUGAGGCAGAGGCGAGUCUGAUGAACAGAGGUUUAAGCUUAAAGCUUGAAAUGUUUCCAUCCCUAAAUUACCCCGAGUUCCUCUUCCAUCCUCUUGGUUCAUCCCAUUAUCAUGGUAAAAUAUUUAUUAAGUGACAUCCAAUGAAAAUAUAAAGCAUGUCUCAUAAAUGUUUUUUAAAUCAAA